CUUGAGAUUGAGUUAAGUUCUCCUCCUACAGCUUACCCCCUAGUGCGUCGAAAGCCAUAGCGUCGCGAAUACUUCAUCAAUCAACGUGAUUCAAAUUGGGAACGGUAGCUGAGAUCAAGAGCUACAACAUAUCCAAGUUUCGCGACAUUCCAACGGCUAGUGUUUUGUCGACGUCGUUUCUUGUGAAGACGACUUUUCUGUCCAGAAUUUCGGAUUUAUAUUUUGAGUAAUUCUAGCUCCUAAGUUCACCUAGACUCUGUCCUUAAUUCUAACAAGUGGCAUCAGAGCGAUAUUAAGGACAUUGAGAGGAGUCUACAGAAGUGUGAAGACCCUUCUAGACCCACCAUGGCCUGUGGGUGUGCCUAAGUGGUGUUCUAAAGGUUGGAUGUGUCUUCCGCUAAGGGGAAACUCUGCCGAAAUUUCGUGGACGCCGACACUUGUGAAAAUAUCGAGGGAGCUGAGUGUGGACAGCAAAGGGGAGCUGAAAUUCAGGUAGAGGCCGAGGUGACUAUAAUGAGGGGCAUGGGAGCUCUAGUGGCAGGGGGAGUACCAGAAUGGAGGGCACGUGCUGGUACUGCAAGAAGAUAGGGCAUCCUUGGUUCAAGUGCUUCAGCAGGCCGGAGGGAUGGGCACCUCCAGGCAUGAAGCCACCCAGUGGUGAACGCGCACAAGGUGGCGCUGUGCAAGGCUCAGGUGCACAAGGUGAAGGUGCACAAGGUAAUGCCUAUCCUGGUUUGUUUCUUAUGGUUCAGGAUGUGCAUGGGCAUGAGGGUGAUGUGGGAUCUGUGGGAAAGGUUGUGAUGCACCCUCUCACGCACUGGGUGAUUGAUUCGGGUUGCACCAGUCACAUGACUCCACGGGCAGAUUUGCUUGAUGAGCUUGGGAAGAAGGUGCUGUGGAGUCUGGAAGAGGAGACCAGCUGCAUCAAGGACCUGUGGCAGCUGCCCAUCAUCCCUUGGAAUGGGAAGACUCCAACAGCAGCAACGGCAGCAGUGGCAAAGGCAACAGCAGGAGGAGAUGCAACUGCACCAACUGAUGGGGUGCUGGAAGCAGUCAAGAAAGUGCAGAAGCAGCAGACACCUGGUGAGGUGCUUGCUGGUGUGGAUGCGAGUGCGGCAUGGGCUAAGGCUUCACCAAGGAGUGGAGAGGCCGAUUGGGAGACAUGGCAUGAGAGGCUGUGUCAUGUGAACUUCCCUAUGCUGCAGAACAGAAUGGCGUGGCUGAGAGGUUCAACAGGACCCUGCAGGAGGGGGCACGCACUCUCCUUGGGCGUGCAGGGCUGCCUGAUCCGUUUUGGGUGUCUGCACUGAGGCAGGUCGCCCUUGUGAAGAACAGGGUGCUGGCUACAGUUGGAGAUAAGGAGUGGAUCCCAUAUGUCAAGUGGUAUGGGAGUGCUCCAGCUGUGAAUAUGCUGAGGGCAUUUGGGUGCAUGGUAGUGUUUCAUGUGCCCAAGGAGAAAAGGGGGAAGUUGGAGGCUUCUGGAAGAUGGGGUGUGCACUUGGGGAUUGCAAAGGAUCACAAGGGAUGGCUGCUAUGGGAC
Closterium sp. NIES-67 is the source of this 1540-nucleotide messenger RNA. The record is from the annotation of a GenBank genome assembly. NCBI's taxonomy places the organism in Eukaryota, Viridiplantae, Streptophyta, Zygnematophyceae, Desmidiales, Closteriaceae.